This is a messenger RNA of Megalops cyprinoides (Indo-Pacific tarpon), 1395 nucleotides long. Its product is annotated as fibrinogen C domain-containing protein 1-A-like. The record is from RefSeq and is a predicted model, not a curated record. The coding region runs from base 1 to 1395 and encodes 464 amino acids. Lineage: Eukaryota; Metazoa; Chordata; Actinopteri; Elopiformes; Megalopidae. The transcript is spliced from 7 exons.
AUGGUGAAUGAUCGCUGGAAAAUCAUGAACAGUAUUUCAGAACUCGAAGAUGGAGCGCAGCGGAAGCCCCAGAGGAUGACCUGUAGUUACCUCCUUUGCACCGUCCUGUUCUUUGUGGCAGUUCUGCUCGCUGUCACGGUAACUGGCACCAUCCUCUUCAUGAACUAUUACCAAGCUCUGCCCAUGUCGGACGGACCUCCUCUCAUCAGAACCAAUCAGGAAGAAGGCAGUGCCCUGGUCUCUGUGGAGCGGGGUGAUGGGUCCCGUAUCAGCAUUUUUAUUGACCCUAACUGUCCCAACUACAACAAGCACUUCCUGCGUCUGGAGGGAGCACAGUCCUCCCUGCUGCACUCCCUCACUGACCACGACUCUGACCUCAGAUCUGUGAAGGGUCGGGACCGAGCCCUGCUGGUCAGCCUGGCGCAGGAGCUGGCCGGGCUCUCCGCUCACGCCGGCCAGCUGAAGCUGCAUUACGAUGCUCUGAGUCGCGGGCAGGAGGACCUCGGCCAGGAGCUCAGCACUCUACAAACCGAGCAGGGCAGACUCAUUCAGCUGCUGUCAGAGAGUCAGGUUAACAUGAUGAAGGUGGUGAGCUCUGUGAGUGAGGCAGUCAGCGCCCUGCAGAGAGAGACAGACAGCAUAAAGAGCCAUCUGAAGACAGAUCUACAGAGAGCAGCCGUAAGAGGGGUACGGCCCAAAGCCUGCGCCAACGGUAAAGGGACCAAGCCGCGCGACUGCAGUGACAUCUAUGCCAGCGGCCACAGACAGGACGGCAUCUACUCCAUCUUCCCUACACACCUCCCAUCCGGCUUCCAGGCCUUCUGUGACAUGACCACAGAUGGAGGAGGCUGGACAGUGAUCCAACGCAGAGAGAAUGGAGCAGUGGACUUCUUCCGGGGGUGGGACGCGUACCGCGAUGGCUUUGGGAAGCUCAGCAGGGAGCACUGGCUGGGGAUGAAGCAGAUCCAUGCCCUGACCAGCCAGGCCAACUAUGAGCUGCGGAUUGACCUGGAGGACUUUGAGAAUAACACCGCAUUUGCCCAGUAUGGAACCUUUGCAGUGGGACUCUUCUCAGUCAACUCUGAUGACGAUGGAUAUCCACUGACCAUUGCUAACUACUCUGGCACUGCAGGUGAUUCCUUGCUGAAGCACAAUGGGAUGAAGUUCACCACUAAGGACCGGGAUAAUGACCACUCUGAGAGCAACUGUGCGUCCUUCUACCAUGGGGCCUGGUGGUAUCGUAACUGCCACACUUCCAACCUGAACGGUCAGUACCUGAGCGGACAGCACACGUCGUAUGCGGAUGGCAUCGAGUGGUCGUCCUGGACCGGCUGGCAGUACUCCCUCAAGUUUACUGAGAUGAAGAUACGACCCACAAGGGAGGAAAACAAGUGA